UAGCUUACCUAGUAGCAAAGGGACAAGGGACCAUCACAAGCCGCGACACCGCCUCUUUGGAGAGUAUCAGCUGGUCAGGUCGUCUACCACGCAGUUAAAUACCCUCGUUUUGCCGGACUGCUGCAGUCCCACCUACCGCAUCCCGUCGCCAGUCCCCGCCCCUCCCGUGACACACGAGGGAAGAAGCAUCGGGCAAGAUGGGCAACAACCCCUCGUCGUCGUCCAAGCCUGCGAUUCCCGUGUCGUCUCAAUCAAACACAUCGUCUGGCUAUUCCCAAACCCACGAGUCGCCCAAGCAUUCCAAACGGGACUCCAAGCAUAUCAUCCCACCCCGUACCGCCGAGCGCAUCGCCGCCCCUCCCGAAGCCUCCCUCCACCAGGCCCAAGGGUCCACGAUUACCAAAGGCCCUAAACCUCUCCAGUCCAUUCCGAUCCCCAGCAUCACGAGUUCCUCCUCCCCGUCGCCGAGUUCACACUACAAUACCCCUCAUCGGGGCAGCAACAGCAACAGCAACAGCAACAGCAACAGCAACAGCAACAGCCAUAGCAACAGCAACAGCAACAGCAACAACAGCAACAACAACAACAACAACAACAACAACAACGACAACCACUCCUCGUCUGCCCCACAGUCUCAACCGUCGGAGGACCGGCAGACCAGUCGCCAUGAGCCAAGCAAGCCCGUAGACGUCCCCGUAUGCCACACCGAAUCCUCGUCACUUCGGUCACUCGCCGCCUCCGGCCACGCCCACCCCGUGGAGGCAGGCCUGGCAUCACAGAACAGCGUCAGCGACAUGUCGUACCUCACGCGACCGCCACGCCUACCGCUCCCCAUCGAGGAGGAGGUCCAUACCCCCGGAUCACCCAUCAUAGCCCCUUCAGACGCUGCUGGUGUCGAGCCGGUGGUUGACGUCGAGGCCCUCGACUCGGAUGGCAUGACACGCAAGUCUUCGGGCUUGAGCAGUGCUACAGUAGAAGAGGACGACGGACAGGAACUCAUUGUCGAUAAGACCAGGCCCACUGUCCCGACGCGGCUCGAGUGGCGACGCGGAGGUGACAAGAUCUACGUCACUGGCACCAUUUUCCAAUGGAACCGCAAGCAACGACUCCAUCCCGUGGAAGGCAAGCCGGGCGUCUUCGCUGGCACCGUACACAUCCUUCCGGGCACUCACCAUGUGCGCUUCCUAGUCGAUGGCAUCAUGCAGACGUCGCCAGAUCUGCCGACGACAGUUGAUUUUGGUAAUAAUCUCGUGAACUAUAUUGAAAUCAGUGCAGAUGAUCUGCGCCCACAAAAGCAAACGACAUCGGAUCAAGCAGCGGGACAGACAGAUUCGAAAUCCUCCGCCGCUCAGGAGGGGGACCAGGGGAAACCGUUGCCGAGGGGCAGAUCCGUACCCUCACCCAGCCAAUACUUCCACCAGGUUCCGAAAUAUCUUAUGGAUCUCGACCAACCCGAGGACUCGCCGGCUUAUCAAUAUGCAGUGACGGCUAUAGAAAAGCUACCGGCGCCUCCUAGUUUGCCGGGAUUCCUCAGCAAGCCGAUUCUGAACGCUGCCGUGCUUAUGAAGGAUGAUAAUAGCGUCCUAAACAUGCCGCUUAACCAUACCGUCCUGAAUCACCUUGCCACUAGCAGCAUCAAGGACGGUAUGCUGGCUGUGUCGGCCACAACUCGUUUUAAGAACAAGUAUGUUACGACAAUCAUCUACAAACCAACGUCGUCGUCGUCGUCUGGGAAGUGAACUUGGCUGGUAUGGUGUUUUGGUGCCGGCAGGGUUCUUUAUUACGCUGGAAAUGACCUUGGAAUGGUGGUCCUGGGCAUUGGUCCUUGUAUUUAUCCGCGGGUCAUACCCAGGUGGGCAAGGGCAGAAGGGAC
Sodiomyces alkalinus F11 is the source of this 1873-nucleotide messenger RNA. RefSeq names its product AMPKBI-domain-containing protein. Gene Ontology annotation, molecular function: protein kinase binding. The record is from RefSeq and is a predicted model, not a curated record. The transcript is spliced from 3 exons. Gene Ontology annotation, biological process: signal transduction. Lineage: Eukaryota; Fungi; Ascomycota; Sordariomycetes; Glomerellales; Plectosphaerellaceae. The coding region runs from base 198 to 1739 and encodes 513 amino acids. Gene Ontology annotation, cellular component: cytoplasm; nucleus; nucleotide-activated protein kinase complex.